AUGUACACUCACCUCACUGAACCUCCUGUUAUAGACAUGUACACUCACCUCACUGAACCUCCUGUUAUAGACAUGUACACUCACCUCACUGAACCUCCUGUUAUAGACAUGCACACUCACCUCACUGAACCUCCUGUUAUAGACAUGUACACUCACCUCACUGAACCUCCUGUUAUAGACAUGUACACUCACCUCACUGAACCUCCUGUUAUAGACAUGUACACUCACCUCACUGAACCUCCUGUUAUAGACAUGCACACUCACCUCACUGAACCUCCUGUUAUAGACAUGCACACUCACCUCACUGAACCUCCUGUUAUAGACAUGCACACUCACCUCACUGAACCUCCUGUUAUAGACAUGUACACUCACCUCUCUGAACCUCCUGUUAUAGACAUGUACACUCACCUCACUGAACCUCCUGUUAUAGACAUGCACACUCACCUCACUGAACCUCCUGUUAUAGACAUGCACACUCACCUCACUGAACCUCCUGUUAUAGACAUGUACACUCACCUCUCUGAACCUCCUGUUAUAGACAUGUACACUCACCUCACUGAACCUCCUGUUAUAGACAUGCACACUCACCUCACUGAACCUCUCUGA
This is a messenger RNA of Knipowitschia caucasica, 606 nucleotides long. Lineage: Eukaryota; Metazoa; Chordata; Actinopteri; Gobiiformes; Gobiidae. The record is from the annotation of a GenBank genome assembly.